This is a messenger RNA of Protopolystoma xenopodis, 948 nucleotides long. The record is from the annotation of a GenBank genome assembly. NCBI's taxonomy places the organism in Eukaryota, Metazoa, Platyhelminthes, Monogenea, Polystomatidea, Polystomatidae.
AUGCCCUUGCCUCGACGGCUUGAACCUCCGACCCUAGACAACCCCAAGGCAUAUGCGUUUUGGAUUCGACCGGAUGGCGAGGACUCGGAGUCGGAGCCUUCACGUCAGAUCUAUCCAUCGAUGGGCUUGCCCAAAGCCCUAGGUUCUGCAGGCUCCCAGUAUCCGGACAGUUCACCUAAGGCCCUGUUACUACCGACAAAGUACUGCUCAGCUUCAGCUUUUCACGCGGCUCCACCACCAACACCCAACCCAAGCGAUGACAAUUUCCAUUACUACGGGCCUCGCGAUAUCAACCUUGAGGCAGAAAACUAUGUGGGCUUCUCGGAGGUGAAAGUGUCCGCAGAACAAGGACUCGACUUAUGGUCGGACAAUGUGAAUUGCCUUCAAGAGGCUUCAGAGUCAGUAGCUCCGGCAGAAUACCCCGACAUCUCAGAUAACUCAAGGACAAAUAUGACACAUUCAAGUAGCCGGUUUUCCGAGCUAUCUGCUCGCCUUGCCAACCUAGUUCGCGAUUACUUGCCUCGGUAUCUGGGGCCUGUGCCCACUCUCAGCUCCAUUCUUGACCUCGAGCCUCACGAUGCAAAGACUGAACAACAGAAACUUGCCGCUUCUUCUUUACUGAAAACGAUGGUUACUGCAGCAGAGACGGCCAUGACAACUACUGCGAGCCUUGAAUCCGGUCGUCAAGUGAAUAGAGCCAGCAUGGAUCAGGCUGACAAGUCUACGACCUUCAACUAUUGGUUGUCUCUCAACACAAAUGGUCGAAUUCUGGAGCCUCCAGCUCAACAGCGGGGAUUGGAGAGGGCGGGAUCAGCGGCUGGACUCGGAUCAUCGUCAAGACAACCACUGUCGCGCACCUGUCGCACUGGCUUGGCUGGAAACUUGGGACAACGUAUGUGCUGCAGGCAAGAAUGCCCAAUUUUUACGUCCAUACACACAGAUUUGUAA